AUGCCCUUAUUAAGUAUUGUUGAUAUUACUAGUUUUAAUACCACAUUUUAUUCUUCUUUUGUUUUUAUAAAAGGUGAAGAAAAACUGGAUUACCUCUGGGCCCUCAAUCAUUUUGCUUGCUUGUUUCAUGAUGUACCAAAGUCAAAAGUUGUAGUAAUGGAUAGGGAGCUUGCCCUUAUAAAUGCAUUUAAGAUAAUCUUUCCUAAUUCAAUAAACCUAUUAUGUAAUAAAAUCGUCUAUUCAAUAACAGAGAAUAAAUUUGAAGAAAAAUGGAAUACACUUCAUUUUCUUUAUACUAAUAAACCUCAUGUUAUCACUUAUCUUAAAGAUACUUGGUUACCAUUAAAAGAAAAAUUUGUGACUGCAUGGACAAAUUUAUAUCUCCACUUAGGAACUACUGUAACUUCCCGUAUUGAAGAUGCGCAUUCAACCCUCAAGGCAUAUUUGCAAGUAUCAACAGAAGAUCUUUACUAUAUUCACACAACAAUUUCUCUGGCCGUUACCAAUCAAAAAAAAGAAAUUGAUGCAAUGGUUGCAUCAGAAAGAAUUCAUGUUCCACUUUUUGCACUUAACAAUCCUUUGUACUCGAAUAUCAGAGGAAAAGUCUCAACUUUUGCCCUUAAGAAAAUAAACGAGCAAUGCCAAAAAACAAACUGUGCAAUAACUGAGAAACCCCUGCCACCAUGCACAGGAUCUUUUUCAAAAACAAUGGGGCUGCCUUGUGCUCACACCAUUAGCCUUUUAGAAAAUGACCAGGCUUUAAUACUCGAUAAUGCACUGCAAUCUCUUUUACAGAACCUGCAAAAAAGAUAUCAAGAAUGGCUGAAGUCACAACAAGAAACUGCACAGGUAACAUUAGAUAACAUGAUUAAUACCCUACUAAUAGUUUUGCAGAAUCCAAGAGAAGUUUUUACAAGAGGACACCCUUCUGGUACUUCUCAUUGUAGUUUAGCAAACUCAACCAGGAGAAAUCCUUCUGGGUUUGAGUUGGUAGAACAUAAAGGACAGCAAUGUACCCUGUACUGA
Messenger RNA from Cetraspora pellucida, 1026 nucleotides. NCBI's taxonomy places the organism in Eukaryota, Fungi, Glomeromycota, Glomeromycetes, Diversisporales, Gigasporaceae. The record is from the annotation of a GenBank genome assembly.